This is a messenger RNA of Salmo salar (Atlantic salmon), 4533 nucleotides long. Its product is annotated as NACHT, LRR and PYD domains-containing protein 1 homolog. Gene Ontology annotation, biological process: innate immune response; regulation of apoptotic process; inflammatory response. The record is from RefSeq and is a predicted model, not a curated record. Gene Ontology annotation, cellular component: cytoplasm. Lineage: Eukaryota; Metazoa; Chordata; Actinopteri; Salmoniformes; Salmonidae.
GGAAGUGUAAGGGGGAGUGGUUUACAGUAUGUCAGGGAGCAGGAAAGAGUAAACCUGCGUCCUUCUGCUGGAAGAUGUCUUAGUUUUAAAUAACUACUGGAGACAAACAUACAGCAAGUCAGCGAACCCCGCACCUUCAACAUGUUGAAGUUAAACCAUUUAGAUUGAUGGGAUCUGAAAGACAUGUUAUCCAUUAACUUUAGCUGUGGAUGUGAGUGUAGACAGCCAGUGAAGAGACAGACGACUUAAUUCUGAAGUGUGACCUUUCCUGAUGAACAAAAUGGAGUCGUCUGAACACAGUGCUCAGUUCGUGGACAAGUACAUGCCCCAGCUCAUUCAGAGGGUCACCAUGGUGAUGCCUAUAGCUGAUAAGCUGCUCGCUGAAGGCAUGAUCCAUGAAGAGGUGUACUCCAACAUCAGUGCUGCCAGGACUAAUCAGGGCAAAAUGAGGGAGCUCUUUAUAGCCCUCCACUCUGGAGGAAACAAAGUGAAAUCUACCUUUCUCUCCAUACUGAGGGAGAAUAAUCCUGAUCUGGUCCAGGAUUUGGAAUGCCAUGGCAAACAAAGAGUUGAACAAGAGGACAAAAGCACAACAAGCCUAAAGUACAAGGAAUUCAUCAGAGGUGAAUAUGCCACAGUGCAGGAGUACAACUCUCUCCCUGGAGAACAUGUGAAGUUAGAUGAUCGCUACACUGAGCCCCUGAUCAUCCAGAAACACCGUCUGCAGAGAGAGAGAGAGGAGGAGAUCCGCUCCAGAGGACAGAACUUUUAUCUACUCAUGGACCAGAGGGACAGUGAGACCUACAAGAGUACCAAAGUGGAGAGGCUGUUUGAUCCAGAUGAGCACGGAGACAUUCAGAGAACAGUGAUACUGCAGGGCCACUCUGGAACUGGCAAGUCAUUUACCACUCAGAAGAUCAUGUCUGACUGGGCGUUUGGAAGACUUUACAAAGACCGAUUUGACUUUGUCUUUCACCUGAGGUGCAAAGAACUGAACCAGGCCACCGGGAGAAAAAGUCUGAUGGAUCUGCUGAACUACAAUCAGAGUUCAUCAUCAAUGAUCAAGCAGGUACUCUGCCAGUCUCCUGAGAGGGUCCUCUUCCUGGUAGACGGCUUUGAUGAGCUCAAAUUCUCACUUGAUGUACCUAAAGACACCCUUCCCAGGGACCCAUGGACACAAUGCUCCCCCGAAGUGACACUGAGUGGCCUGAUACGAAAGCAGAUCUUACACGAGUCCUUCCUGCUUGUUGCCACCAGGUCCACAGCGCUGGACAAACUGAAUAGAGUGGUCAAAAAUCCAGUGAGAUGUGCUGAGAUAUUGGGCUUUUCUAAAGAGGGGGUGGAGGAAUACUUCCAGAGAUUCUUCAAGAAGGAGCAACACUCACAGCAAGCCUAUGACUCUGUGAGAAAAAAUGAAACACUUUUCACCGCAUGUUUCAUUCCAGUCAUCUGCUGGAUCAUUUGCACAGUUUAUAGGGAGCAGUUUUAUGAAGGCACAGAGAUGAUACAAUCACUGGAGACCACCACCUCCAUCUUUGUUGAAUUUGUUGCCACGCUGUUGAAGCACCACUGUCAGGAUUUGGGUCAGUCAGAUCUUACCAUCCUCCAAGGACUAGGCAAGCUGGCAGAAAAGGGGACGGAAGAGCAGCAAGUCUUAUUUGACCAUCAUAGUGUCUCACAGACAGUGUCAGAUCCUUCCAAAGUCCCCUUCUUGUGUAAGCUUCUCCAAAAGAAGAGAGUAAGUCAGACCACUAUGUACAGCUUCAUGCACCUCAGCUUCCAGGAGUUUUUCACAGCCCUCUCAUACAUGUUACUGGGUGAUGAGGAAGCUCAGGGGAAAGUUAAAGAGCUACUUUCUAAGGUUCGACGUGGAAAAGAAAACAGUCACCUCCUACCCAUAGUUCAAUUUCUCUUUGGCAUCGCAAACAAGGAAGUGGGAAAACGGCUCGAGGAUAAAAAAUACAUCUCUUGUUCUCAAGGAAUCUGGACCCAGCUCAAACAUUUUAUUCUGGAAGUUAUUGAAAAAGAAAAGGAGGAUCGAAACGCUAUUGAUUAUCACAUUUCAUCAAUGUGGCUUUUUGCAUUUCACUGUCUAUAUGAACUACAUGUAGAUGAUUUUGUUAAGAAAGCCAUGAAUACAUACACAGAAUUUAAUCUGACUCACAUUACCCUGACAAAAACAGACUGUUGGGUGCUAAAGUACUGCUUUCAGCACUGCAAGUGCAUCGAAAGACUUAUUCUCAACUUGUGCAAGUUAACUGCAGAUAAGAUAAAAAUCCUUUUGCCAGCAUUGGAAAAAUGUCAACAUCUCGAGUUGCAAGUGGACGGCCUAGCCGAUGAUGAUUUAGAUGAUCUGUUGACAGCGCUGGGAGAAGGAAAGAGUUUGGAGCUGGAUCUGAGUGAGAACAACUUCUCUGAUGAGAAAGUACAGGACUUGCUUGUUGCUCUCACUAAACACAAACCCAGAAACGUUGACAUUGGAGUGAAGUCCAUCACCAGCAAUACAGCUGACAAAUUCAUGUUCCUCAUCAGUAAGUCACAUGGAGUCUUGGAAAGCAUAGGGCUUUAUGGUUGUAAGAAUGUUACUUUGGAAGCCAAUCUACAGAAAAAUGGAGUCAAUGGGACUCUCCAAACUUUUCUAUGGUUAAAAGUGUCUGACAUGAAAAUGAUCUGUGACUGUAUCAGGGCAUCUGGCUACAGUUUGAGUGAAAUAGUCUUGUCUGUGAACUAUGUGGUUAACCUAUCAGACACUGACGUGGAUGACCUGAGUGCAAUCAUCCACCCUGUAGACAAGUUAAGGCUCAGCUUUCAACACCAACAUUUAUAUGGACAGGACGCAGUGAGUGAAGGUUUACAGUCCCAGAUAUCACUCAGACGGAUUGAAAUAACCCUCUACGGCAAUCCUGUAUUCGACUGGAGAAAAGUAUUUCAGCUAGUUCACACUCUGGGGCAACAUCCAGAGUGGGAUGAGCAUGUUGAAGGACUGAUCUCGCUGCUACACUCUCAAACCUCUCUGGUGGGAAUAGAUCUGUAUGUGAGCAGCUUGACAGAGAGGUGUGCUGCCAGCGUAGUCAGUCUCAGCCAGGCCUGCCCAAACCUGAGGAUGAUAUCCCUUCAUGUAGUUGAACACGGUUUGUUAUUGGAGGAAGUAUUACAACGCUUACGUGUAUCAAAGAGGCACCCAGAUUGCAGGUUACUUGUCGCCGGGUGGAGAUGCAGGAAGCCUGCUGACAAGUGCACAGGCCGGAAGGACUGGAGUCUCUGUUGUGAUGACUCUGUUAGGCUCACUCUACAUGGAGAAACAUUCACAGAGAAUGUGAUAAGGCAUGGGAAGGAAAGUGAUAGGCCUAGUGAUCACCCUAAGAGUAAUAGAUGGUGUGUUGUUGCCUAGUGACCACGAUGAAGACAACAGAGAUGGUGUGUUGUUGCCUAGUGACCAUGAUGAAGACAACAGAGAUGGUUAGAAACACAGCAUACAAGAGGACAAAGACAACAGAGAUGGUGAGAAACACAGCAUACAAGAGGACAAAGACAACAGAGAUGGUGAGAAACACAGCAUACAAGAGGACAAAGACAACAGAGAUGGUUAGAAACACAGCAUACAAGAGGACAAAGACAACAGAGAUGGUUAGAAACACAGCAUACAAGAGGACAAAGACAACAUAGAUGGUGAGAAACACAGCAUACAAGAGGACAAAGACAACAGAGAUGGUGAGAAACACAGCAUACAAGAGGACAAAGACAACAGAGAUGGUGAGAAACACAGCAUACAAGAGGACAAAGACAACAGAGAUGGUGAGAAACACAGCAUACAAGAGGACAAAGACAACAGAGAUGGUGAGAAACACAGCAUACAAGAGACUGAGGACAAAGACAAGAGUGAAGAUACAUACCUUUGAUCCACUUAGAUUUGGACUGAUACUAACUACACAUAGUGGACAUGUUUUUUUGGUUUGUUAUUUCAAAAUGGAACUUUAGAUUUUAGAAUUACUACAAGAUAAUAUAGCCAAAUUGGACGACUUUAGCAUAUAGACUGCUACACCACCCAAGGUGAAUCAAUCCCCCAUCAUCUCCUCCUCUUGCUCUCUUUGCCUCUCUUCCCUCUCUCUCUGUCACACCCUUACACACAUUUCAAUCUGACCUGUGCCAAUCAUGGUCCAUAGGGUUCUGUUAAAAAAUAGUGCACUCCAUAGGGAAUAGGGUGCCAUUUGGGACCCGUGUCUGUACUGGUUAGCAUUUCAUAUAUUUAAUCUUACUCUGUCUCUAAAAAUGAAAUAAGGAGGUUUUAUCCUUGUUCUUAUGAAAGCUGUCUUUUUAUUUUUUGUAAUACUGUGGAAAAAUAAUGACAUACAAUUUGAAAAAAUAUUGAAUAAAAAUAAAAAUGAAAACACAUUUCAGUAAUAUAUUUGUGUUUUUUUCUUAAAGAAGAACCGUUAUACAGGAGGAGCAUUACUGAAUGAGACGCCUAUAGUGACAAUAAUACAGGAAACAGUCCUAGAAUAGAAAAUAACAGGAUUGGAUAAGAGCGUCUGC